Messenger RNA from Helianthus annuus (common sunflower), 1830 nucleotides. RefSeq lists its product as uncharacterized. The coding region runs from base 145 to 1806 and encodes 553 amino acids. NCBI's taxonomy places the organism in Eukaryota, Viridiplantae, Streptophyta, Magnoliopsida, Asterales, Asteraceae. The transcript is spliced from 8 exons. The record is from RefSeq and is a predicted model, not a curated record. Gene Ontology annotation, biological process: lipid metabolic process.
ACAAGAAGCCCACUUUUGAUGGGCCAAAGCCCAAUUCCAGCAAACAAAUAAACCGAGUAAGUCGGUUGGGUUUUGCUUUUGCAGACAAAAUCCCACCUCCUGAAACCUGUUACUUUCUUUCUUUCUUUCUUUCUGUAGCUAUCAAUGGCCGCUGCUAGUAAAUACGCCAAACGCUUGUUGUUCAACACAGAUUUGAGUGCCAAAUUGGUUAGAACAAAGGAAUCAUAUCAAUGGUCUGUAUAUAACGCACUCAGUCGCUACGAAUCGCAAUGGUCAAAACUAGAAAAGCCUAACACAAAAGACGAAAAGGAUGCAUCUGUUUUACCCCGAAUAUCUCAACAAGCUAGUCAAACGGAGUCAAAUUCCGUUCAUAACAAAGACAAUUCCGAUGAAGAUGAUGCAGUUAGUAACAACAACAACAACAACAAGUGGAAGCUAGAGCUAGCUUGGCUCACAAAAGCACUUGAUCCCGCGCUGCAAUUGUGGAAAUGGCCCUUGCCUAUAGGCAACGCAAAUGCAAACAAUAUUCAGCCUGGAAGUCGAUCAUUUGCGGAGAUCCUUGCAAGCAUCCAAAAGAGUAAACUCGGAGUUCAAAAUUGGAGCUUGAGUGAUCUUACAAUAGGUUUAUACCUCGUUUACCUUCAACAAGCGUCCAAAAAUCCAUUCGAGGAUGUUAAGGGCGUAAAGAUUUCCAAUGACACAGUGGUUCAGGAUCUUAUAUACCAUGUAGAACUAGCAAAGGGGGCGUAUAGGGAUAGUGCAGCCGGUUUGGCGAAAAACAGCAUGCUUAGAGAAAGUAACGUAGUGAAGUUUGUGAGAAAUUCUAGCUUAUUGCGACCGGGAUAUUAUAUAGGGGUUGAUACGCGCAAUAAACUUGUGAUUUUUGGAAUUCGUGGAACUCAUACGGUUUCCGAUCUGAUUACCGAUAUUGUAUCGUCAAGUGACGUAGAAGUCAAUUUCGAAGGGUAUACGACUCAUUUCGGUACUUCUGAGGCUGCUCGUUGGUUUCUAACUCAUGAGAUAGGAACUAUUAAGACGUACCUUGAGAAGCACGAGGGAUUUAGGUUAAGGCUGGUGGGCCAUUCACUUGGUGGCGCGAUUGCUUCGAUGCUAGCGAUAAUGAUACGCAAAAAGACAAGCGAGGAGCUAGGUUUUAGCCCUGAGAUUGUUACGGCGGUUGGAUACGGGACACCGCCUUGUGUUUCUCGAGAGCUUGCUGAUUCCUGCUUUGAUUACGUUACGACCGUAUGCAUGCAGGAUGAUAUAAUCCCAAGGCUAAGUGUAGCUACCCUCAUGAGAUUGAGGAACGAAAUUCUUCGAACCGACUGGAGAACGAUAUUUGAGAAAGACGACUGGAGAAGCGUUGUAGAUUUAGUUACUAACGCAAAGCAGGUUGUCUCUUCUGUACAAGAUGUAGCUAAGAAGGUAGUUGAUUAUACCAAGUUUGGAAGCCAGACAAAAUUUAUCGAUGUUCCUGGCAAAAAAGAUUCAGUUGCAUUACAAAACAGUACCCCUUCAACCUCCAUACCGGAAGUAUCAAAAUCCGAUGACGUUAAAAAGGAAAGACACGAUUUGAGUUCGCCCGAAGAGGAACUAUUUAUCCCGGGCACGGUUUAUUAUCUAAAAAGGAAGGAAGAAAAACACAAUGGCAAUAAAGUAAAUAAGUUCACUCUUUGGAAGAGAAAUACAGGUGAACAUUUUCAAAGAAUACUAUUGUCAAAUAACUUGAUUUCAGAUCACAAAUGUGAUACCCAUUAUUAUGCUCUAAGGGAUGUCCUCAAAGGUAUUCCCGCGCCUCAAACUUAAAAAGGGUUCGUUUUACUUCGCUCU